CGCCAAAGUACUGCAUCCUUUUCUCUGAAGAAAAUCGCAAUCGCGAAUAAUUCACGGUCUGUUUGAUUUUGUCGCUGUCGCACGGUUUUUUUUAUAAAGUUUGUGAUUUUCUUUUUCGUUUUACAGUAGUUUAUAAUAAAGUUUCGUAUUUUGGGAUGUGUUUUCCCUGUUUGUCGCUGUCGUAGGAAAUUAUAAAUCAACCAAGAUGUCGAAAGACAUCCGUUCUUUUUUCAAUGUGGGGGUGAAAGUCAAAAAACCGGAAACUCCAAAGCAAAAUUCGGCGCAAGCUGCAUCGAAACGCAAAGCCGUCGUUUAUAGCGACGAAGAACAACCCGAAAAAGAUCGUAAGCAGUCGGAAAUCCAAGAGAAACCUAUUUCACAGAACAAGAAACGGCGCGUGAUCGACUCAGAUGAUGAGGAAAAAAGCCCCGUCCGACAGAAAAAGAGCUCUUCUUCAUCGUUGACCAGUGGAUCGAGCAAACUGAAGCCGGUCAGUGCGGCUGAUGUUUUUAGUUCCGCGCCGGUCAAACGCACCGAAGUGCCUAGACCUACCAAGAAAGCUAUUAAGGAGGAAAUUGAGAUUCAUUCCGAUGAGGAGUUAGAGAAAACACUGAUUGGAAUCGAUGACAGUGGCAUGGUAGCAGGGACUCCAACACCGACGAAAAAGAAGGAAAAAAAUAGUCCAACUGUAAAGGAAGAACGCAAAACGAACGGUCAUGGGAACCAUAAAGAAUCGAAAAGUUCUCCCAAAAAGAAGAGGGAAGAUAUAGAGAAGUAUACCCCGGAAAAGAAAGAUGAAAAUCGAAAGAAACAUACCCCGGAAAAGAAAGAUGAAAAUCGAAAGAAACAUACCCCGGAAAAGAAAGAUGAAAAUCGAAAGAAGCAUACUCCGGAAAAGAGAAGCGAAGAGCAAAUAAAAACCCAUAACUCUGAAAAGAAGAAAGAAAAGCCAAUUGUCAGUAAGGAGUCAAGUUCUGAAGAGGGAACGACUCCAAAAAGUUACAAAAAGAACCAUAACGAAUCUGUUAUAUCUGAUGAAGAACGACACGAAAGAAAACGUAUGUCCGCAAUGUUGUAUCAGAAGUUCAAAAAUCGAAGCGGACCAGCUAACCCGGGAAGUAAGGAAAUUCCCAAGGGUAAGCCGGACUGUUUGGCGGGCCUACAGUUCGUUGUUACCGGUGUUUUGGAAUCAUUGGAACGAGAUGAAUGUGCUCAGAUUAUUAAAGAUUUUGGAGGAAAGGUAGUUAGUUCGGUGACGAAAAAGGUUACUCAUAUGGUCAUUGGCGAAGAGGCUGGACCUUCGAAAUUAGCAAAGGCAGAAGAAUUAGGAAUUCCUCAGCUGUCUGAAGAUGCGUUACUCAAUUUGAUUCGUGAACGCUCCGGUCUUUCAACAAACGGCUCCUCAAAGGAGACUACUGCAGCUAAAAUUCUUAUAAAAGAGGAGAAAACUCCUUCGAAGGAAAAGGAAAAGAAACGCAAGAAAACUGCUGAACACUCACCUAGCAAGCGUACUCCGGAUAAGAAGAUCUCGGAAGCAAAAUCGUCGUUACCCAAAAUUCCAAAGAUUGAAAAGAAAUCUCCAGAGAAACCGAUGAUUCCUAAAAUCGAAAGCAGAUCGCCCGUAAAGAAGCAGGAAAUCGUUUCUCCAACCAAACGUAAGGAAAGUUCAUACGAAAAAGAUAUUCACAGUACCGAAAAUAUGGCCUGGGUUGAUAAAUACAAACCGACCUCGGUGAAACAGAUCAUUGGCCAAACCGGAGCAUCAAGCAAUGUUCAAAAGUUGAUCAAUUGGCUAUCGAAGUGGCACUCGAAUCACGAUGGCAAAAAGAAAAUUCCCCGCCCUAAUCCGUGGGCUAAAAAUGACGAUGGUAGUUACUAUCGAGCUGCCCUUCUGUCGGGACCACCGGGAGUCGGCAAGACGACUACAGCAACUUUAGUGUGCAAGGAACUCGGGUUCGAUACGGUUGAGUUUAAUGCUUCCGAUACACGUAGCAAGAAACUGUUGAAGGAAGAAGUUUCGGAACUGCUGAACAACAAGUCUUUGUUCGGAUACUUCACAGAUGGUGGCAAAGGCGAUAAGGUUUCCAAUAGGCAUGUACUGUUGAUGGAUGAAGUGGAUGGGAUGGCGGGAAAUGAGGAUCGCGGUGGAAUUCAGGAGUUGAUUUCAUUGAUCAAGGAAAGCCAUGUGCCGAUUAUAUGCAUGUGUAACGAUCGGAACCAUCAGAAGAUGCGCUCGUUGGUUAAUUAUUGUUACGACCUAAAGUUCAGUAAGCCCAGAGUUGAACAGAUUAAGGGGGCCAUGAUGUCGGUAUGCUUCAAGGAGGGUUUGAAAUUAGCUCCCGGAGCGCUGGAGGAAAUCAUUGCGGGUACUGGCGGUGACGUACGUCAAACGCUCAAUCAUUUGGCAAUGUACAGUGCUGGCAAUACAAGCGGAUUAAGCUUAAGUGUAGAUAAGGCCAAACAGGGAGCGGAGUCGGCCCGCAAGGAUGUGAAGAUGGGUCCAUGGGAUGUCAUUAGAAAGGUGUUCUCCGCCGAGGAUCAUAAAAGCAUGUCAAUCCAUGACAAGUCCGAUCUGUUCUUUCACGAUUAUAGCUUGGCACCGUUGUUCGUGCAGGAAAAUUACUUGAAAGUUACACCGAAAGUUCCCAAGACGCAAGUCAUGGAUCAAAUUGCCUUGACAGCUGACAGUUUAAGUCGCGGAGACAUGGUCGAUCGGAGAAUUAGAUCAAAUAUGGCCUGGUCAUUGUUACCACUUCAAGCUAUGUACAGUUCGGUUCUACCCGGAGAGUAUAUGGAAGGUUUUUUCAGUGCCCAGAUUAACUUUCCCGGAUGGUUGGGAAAAAAUUCGAAAGCCACAAAGCGCAAACGUUUGGCACAGGAGAUUCACGAUCAUACCAGGACUUGUACUUCUGGGUCAAGACUUUCUGUUCGGAUGGAUUAUGCACCGUUCCUUGUCGACGCUAUUGUUCGACCACUGAAGGAGAAGGGUUCCGAAGGCGUUGAUGAAUCUCUAAGUGUUAUCAAAGAUUAUCAUUUACUCAGGGAGGAUAUAGAAUCACUCAUCGAGCUGACCAGCUGGCCGAAGAAGAAAAGUCCAAUGGAUUCGGUAGACGGAAAAGUUAAAGCCGCACUAACAAGAGCCUACAACAAGGAAAUUGCUCCCUAUUCCUAUUCGGUAGUGAAUGCCGUUAAGAAGAAGAGAGCUGAGGCAGUCGAUGAAGCGGCUGCCGAAAUGUACGGUGAAGACGAUGAUGCUUAUAACGGUGCGGCUGAUUCUGAGGAAGAAAAAGACGACGAUGAUUUGGAAAAUAAUGCUUUCAUCAAGGUUAAGAAGAAGCCGGCAACGAAGGGUGCAGUCGCUAGUAGCACUAAAGCCGGUGGGUCAAAAACGAAGACAACCACUUCGGCUAAAGGCAAGAAAAAAUGAGCUUCUUGUUCCAAUUGUGUUUAAUUUUCUCAUUUUAAUUGUUCUAUAAUUGCUUUUGUA
Molecule: messenger RNA, 3487 nt
Organism: Malaya genurostris
Lineage: Eukaryota; Metazoa; Arthropoda; Insecta; Diptera; Culicidae
Gene: Gnf1
Product: replication factor C subunit 1
Exons: 3
Coding region: 206-3427 (1073 amino acids)
Biological process (GO): DNA replication; DNA repair
Cellular component (GO): DNA replication factor C complex; nucleus
Molecular function (GO): ATP binding; DNA clamp loader activity; DNA binding
Source: RefSeq, a predicted model, not a curated record